Molecule: messenger RNA, 10025 nt
Organism: Scophthalmus maximus (turbot)
Lineage: Eukaryota; Metazoa; Chordata; Actinopteri; Pleuronectiformes; Scophthalmidae
Gene: dlgap3
Product: discs, large (Drosophila) homolog-associated protein 3
Exons: 13
Coding region: 332-3808 (1158 amino acids)
Biological process (GO): signaling
Cellular component (GO): postsynaptic specialization; glutamatergic synapse
Molecular function (GO): molecular adaptor activity
Source: RefSeq, a predicted model, not a curated record
GAAGAAGAGGAAAGGAAAGGAAAGAGCAGGAGUUGGCUUGGCUCUCUAUGGCAACCCUACAUCAAAGCAGCAACCUGCAGUAAGCAGCCACACACAUACACACAUAAAUUAUGCAAAUACACAUAGACAUUUUUUGCUUUUUAUUUGCAUUUCAAAUGUGCCUACAUUUGGCAUUUGAAAGAUAUUCAACCAAACGCACACACACAAAUACAGUAAUUCCUAAUCUGGCUGCACUGCUCACAUGGUUGAACCCUCGGAAGCUGAGCGUACCCCCUGCCCGUCUCUCUGUGUGUGAUGUGCAUCUGUGAACAUUGCUGCAGCAUGUAUCCAUAUGCAGUGUUUUCAGCAUUUGGAGGACUUUAAAGUGGGAAAGUUUGAAAUGACAACCAAUCUGUCCCACAACUUGAUGUCAAUUUGUGAGACCGGUGCAGCCCUGUCACGCCCACAGCGCCCCCUUUCGGCCCGGACGGCUCACCACGCCCCGGCGCCUAUGAAAGGGUACCAUGUCAGCCGUAGCAUGUCCCAGCAUUCCUCCGGUGGUGGCGGGGGCGGGCCCUGCCACUGCACGCCUGAGGAGUGUGACGGCCCGGGCAGAGACUUCUACCAGGGUCACAGUGACGGCCACUAUUAUCCCCCGGGAGGUCCGGCUGAGGCUCUGGCCCUGGAAAGGCACCAUUCCCACUCCCACUCCCACAGCCACUCCGGAGGGGGCACGUUUCCCCGUUCCCAGCAUCCACCUCUCCAGUCGUUUGACUCCUGUGAGGAGUGCCUGUCCUCAGGCCACGGAGGGAAGAUGCACCGCAUUCCCCCGAACUUGAUGGACCAGUUUGAGAAGCAGGUGCCCUUUCAUCCCGAUGGCUUCCACACGCUGCAGUACCAGCGCACUGCUAGUGGGGGUGCUGAGCAGCGCAGUGAAAGCCCCUCCCGCAUCCGUCACCUAGUCAACUCUGUGCAGCGUCUCUUUGCCAAGUCCCAUUCCCUGGAGGCACCGUCCAAGCGGGAAUUCAAUGGCACAAGAGGAGGUGGGGACUACCGUGGCGAGAGGGGAGGAGGCCACAGGAGUGGAGGGGAGGACGGUGGAGGCCACUACUCGGGCCACCAGUCUCGCUCGACCAGGAGGAGCAAGUCUCGAGAGCGUAGCAAGAGUGGAGACUCGAGGCACGAGUCGGGCAGACGCCAUCGCAGCAGGACAGCGGGCUGGUGGAGUUCUGAUGACAACCUGGACAGUGACAGCAGCUUCCUGGUGAGUGGAGGCAGACGGGGGUAUCCCAGCGGACAUGAGAGCCUCGAUGCUGCCAUCCAGGAGCUCACUAUGAAGAAGCCCAAGGAGCGCGGGGGUGGGCCUGGGCCGGGGCCUGGGCCGGGGCAGGGGCAGGGGGAGUGCGUGGCGUGUACCACGAUGGCUUUGGCCGGGAGUGAAGAAGGCGGACACCACGGGCACCACGGCCACUCCCUGAAGAGGAGCACCUGGUCAGCCAUGACAGUGAGUCAGGCCAGGGAGGUGUACCCUUCCACCAGGGGAGGCGGCUACAACAAAGCCCUUGUGCCAUUGGAGAGCAAGCUGAAGGAGAGGAGCUUCCACUACCUGCAGGUCCCCUCAGAAGACUGGGGAGGCGGAUACGGCGGCGCAGCCGACACCGGGGGAGAGAUCCCUUGCCGUCGCAUGCGAAGCGGCAGCUACAUCAAGGCCAUGGGCGACGACGACAGUGCAGACUCAGACACCAGCCCCAAGGCCUCGCCCAAGUCCACCCUGAUCGCUCAGAGGGAUGCCUUCAGACGAUCUAUCAGCAUGGAUCAAAGGUACUCGUGUAAGCAGUGCACAGAUUCCUACCCCAACAGCCGAACCACCCCCAAGACCCACACCCGCUCUCGUAGUUACACCCGCUCUCUCACCAGCUCACAGCUGGGGGACACGUUGAAUCGUCAAUUCGAGGCAGUGUGUGAGACCAUGUUUGGGGAGGUGGAGUCUCAAGCCAUGGAGGCCCUGGAUCUUCCGGGUGUGUUUCGCACCCGCAGCCACAGCUACGUCCGCGCCAUCCAGGCCGGCUGCUCCCAGGACGACGACUGCCUCUCCGUCUUCUCCAUGUCAGGACCCCAGGGAGGCAUCAAGGGCGGGGCCGUCUUUCCUUAUCGUAAAGGUGCUCCUCCCCCACUCCCACCUCGCAUGUCCAAGUCUUCACUCUCUGUGCGGGCCCAGAGCAGCACCGAGUCCACCCAGGAUGCCUACUUCCAGAGCGGCGGACAGCUGGUCUCAGGCUCCGGGAGGCCAAAACUGCACAGCAAUUCCGUGGACAUGGGCAGCUCUGACGGGCCCUCGGGUCGCUCCUCCAGGGGAGGCUAUUACACUGCCACGGGCCCAGGACGUUCUAGGCAGCACAGUAACUCAGCGGAGAGCCUAGACGGGGUCAGGGGUUCGCGGGAGCUGGUGCCCUACGGAGGGGGUCCGGGAGUUGGGGUGAGAGCCAAACACAGCAGUUCAGCUGACAGCCUACUGGAGGGGCCACCAAGGCCGGCCAGAGAGCGGGAAAGCAGGGUUGGGGGCAGCCUGGGGAAAUCCGCCUCUCUGCCUCAGAACAGCCUUGUGCUGUGUAAAGCUGGAGGGCAGGAGGAAGGACGUGGUGGGAGAAAGUGGAGUCCAUCUAUAGCUGUGCAGGUGGACAGCUCCGAGACCCUGUCGGACUCGGACGGAGAGGGCAAAGCUCUUACAGAGGUCCACUCCAUAGGGGUCCAAGUGGAAGAUGACAAAAGGCGGGCUCGCUUCAAGCGCUCCAACAGCGUGACGGCGAGCGUGCAGGCCGACCUGGACCCCGAGGGCUUCCCGGGGCUCAGCGUCGCCGUGCCAACACAGGACAAGAGUCUUCAGUUUGGCUGCUCCUUCCAAAGGCACUCGUCAGAGCCCGAGUCGGCCAGUCAGUACACCGAGUGCCACCGCACCGUCCACACGCAGGGACAGUGGGCCUACAGAGAGGACUUUAUCCAGAGUGGCUACACCACUGACGCCUGCCCAGCAGACCCACGACCUCACCAGCACCCGCACUUGCCUCCACGCGCCCACUCCCCUCUGCCCAUCACCUCCGAGCGAGCCUGGGCGGGAACGCCCUCCUUGGAGGGCCCCCGGAGCCUGCCCGACUCGGGCCGGGCCUCGCCCUGCAUGAGAGAUGGAGAGUUCUUCUUACGCCUCCUGCAGACGGAGGUGGAGAGGAUGGAGGGCUGGUGCCAGAACAUGGAGAGGGAGGCCGAGGAGAACGAGCUGCCUGAGGACAUUCUCGAGCUGAUUCGAAAUGCUGUUGGCAGUGCCCAGAUGCUAAUGUCUCAGAAGGUCCAGCAGUUCUUCCGCCUUUGCCAACAAAGUGUGGACCCAUCGGCCUACCCCCAGCCCACCACUCAGGACCUGGCAGGCUUCUGGGACCUGCUCCAGCUCAACAUAGAGGACGUCAGGGUCAAGUUUCAGGACCUCCAGAGGCUCAAAGACUCUGGUUGGAGGCUCCCACCUGAAAAGAAGGAGGACAAGAAGCUUCCUCCUCCUUUACCAAAGAAGCCAGCAGGCGGGGUGAGUGGCAGCCUCCGGGCUGAUAGCACUGGGGAUGUGGGCACUGGAGGUGGGUCGGGGGGCCUGGUGGUACCUCGCAUGGGUGGACACACCCUACCCAUCAGGGAGAAAUCCCUGGACCUCGGGGACCGUCAGAGGACAGAAGCGAGGAGGAGGCUGCUGCAGACCAAGAGAACCGCUUCCUUCAGGCAGAACUCGGCCACGGAGAGCGCCGACAGCAUCGAGAUCUACAUCCCCGAAGCGCAGACUCGACUCUGAACAUAGAACUGUGGUGUGUCCCUCUCCACCUCCUCACUCGACACCCACCCCCUUCAGACCCGCGCCUAGUUUUGGAUCUUCUGCAGGCCGUUGCUGUUUAUCUGCUGGCCGUCCCUCAGCAUUUCCAUUAGUUCAACUUACCACAACUGCAAAUGCCAAUAUCUUGCUCAUUCAACAAGCAAUGACAGCCAUCUUAGUGUCUUGAAAUUUGGACAUUUUACUGACAAAGAGGCCUAGACCCGAAAUGGUUGCUCGCAAAUAUGAGUUACAGAUCUUUUUUAACUCUGAAUUUAUUUAUUUAUUUAUUUCGCUUCAUUUGCCAACUAACACUGGGCAGCGGAGGGUCACGCAGUAGUAGCAUGCCUGUGCGUGUUCACCCAGCACUUCUCCAUCACCGAAAACAAAGGGCUUAACAGGCACAAAACCUCUAACAGAAACUCCCUGUAUGGAUCCCUGACGCCAUUUGCAGCAGAAUCAGCUCCGCGCCACGUUUUGGGAGGUUCCUGAAUCGCAACAAGAAGAAUCCAUGCUCUUCACUGAUGCCACCAGUACGGAUGAAUGAACAUGGAUGACUCUCUCUCCAUCAGUUUAAAUGCCAUCAAAGUCAGAUGGGCCUCAGUCCCCAAGGAACGUCCUCCAAACGCACUCAGCCUGCCCCAGCUAGCGCCGUCCACCCAGGUGCCAUACGUCCACCCAGGCCCUCGGUCGAAGAACGUGAAACAAUUUUCCGUCUCUCUCUCUCCCUCUCCUUCAUUCCCCUCAACCACACCCCAUGUAUCCGUCGACCACCCCUUGGCACUCAGCAGUGGGGCUGUUUGAAUGUGCAAGUGCUCCUUGUGCAGCGAGCGCACUCGUGUUUGCCGAGAGGAGCAUUUGCAGUACAGCAUCACAGUCUUGACAGCUAGAGAGCAUCACAGACAAAAGAAAACAACAACUCUUCAUGUAGUCUUUCUGGAGUUUCAGGGGCGGGGUUGCUUGGUAUUUCUACGGGAAUAUAUGUUUCGGUGGCUUUUCAGGACUGUUUACUGACAAGGUCCCUAUUUCACUGUGAGACUAUAGCACCAUCAAGUGGUCAAACGUGGACCCAAACCGACACGAGUGGUGCGGGGAGAGUCAUUCCCACCUCAUUGUCAGAAAUGAGCAGACGCCCUGAUGAAACCGCCACGAAAGAAGAUCAGUUUCCUUACUUUCCGCCACUUCUUUCCCUUACCCCUUGGUUCCUGUUUUCUUCUACUCAAUAUAGUUUGUGUGGACUUUCCCAUGGAGUUUUUUGUACGAUUAAGAAGGCGGUAGAUCAAAAGCCGCCAAAGUCUUCAGCGGAACCCGCUCGCCUAACUCGAAGUGCACACAGUUUCACCAACACACUCACACACACACACACACACACACACACACACAUACACACACACACACACACACACACCACUGAUGGGAGAAGGAGUGAGUUCUCUGGACGAAAAAAGAAAACAAAAGGAGUCAUAUUGUACGCGGCUCCCUCCAAAAACGUUUCCAAAGAAUCAUCACCGAGAAGAAACCGUCAGUUGUGAAACCAUAGAAAAGAAUCCACUAGGUUGUGUAUCGAAUGAUGUAACACUUGUUAUGAAUGGAGGGAAAACUGUGUGUUUGUUGAACUAAGCGUUCCUUUACUGCCCAAUUUCUUUACUGGACUCCCUGAAGUCGUAACACCUGGUGGUUCCACUGAAGUUGUAGCAUGACUUUGAAAAGCUUUGAAGGGGUCUCAUUUACAGAUCUGUGCGAGAACACACGUUUCUUAUUGAAGUACUUUGUAUGGAUGUUGUGCAAAGGCUUGCGUGAGUGUGUGUGGUGUAUACGUGAAGGGCUGUGUGUAAUACGGGACGUGAUGAAGCCCAAUGAAAACUAAAAGGUCAGAAUCAGCCAUUUUGAAAACAUACAAAAGAAAAAGAAGAAUCUUUUAGCAUGACCAGUUUUUCUUUUCUAAAAAUUUGGAUGGAAUGUGUUGGCAAAAUGGGAUAUUUUAAAUGGGAGAUGUAUAUUUUAUGAUAUAAUCUACAUUUCUAGAUUAGUAGACACUCUUGAGUACAGUAUAUGUACAAAAAAAGCAUAUAUCAAAUGUGAAAUACAGUAUUAUUAUGAUAGAUUAUAGCAUUGUGUGAAUCUUCAGCUGUGUGGCAUAUCCAGACUCAGUAUAUAUGAAAAAGAAUUUUCAAAUGAUUAUUAUUACCUUAGGUUUGUGAGUGCUGGGUCAGGUUAACAGGGUAUAACUGGCAAGAGCGUUAAUUGCCAAGAAUGAUCCUCAUUAGAUCUACUGUAUAUCUAUGUGUGGUUCUAACAACAUAUACUGCUGUAUCCCCUCCCUGUAUUUCCUCUUUAGAGCCAACUACACGUGCCUAACCAGCUAUAUGUGGAGGUUUCCGGUAGAGUUUACAGUACACAUAUAUAAAUAUAUAUGAGCAAAAGGAGAAAGACAUGUAAAUAGCAGGUCAAAUCUGCAUUAACACCUGCAGAGACUACUGUUGAAGAAGUUUAACUGUACUGACAUGCCACCCUUUGUCUCCCUCACUCUCACUUGCAAUACUCACACAAGAUUGGCAGAUUUUGUUAAUACUGCAUGUUUUGUGACCAACUUAGCAGAACCUCAUUUUUUGACCGACACAAAUUAAGAAAAAUUUUGUAGCUUGUAAACAUUCUUUUUUUAAUUGAAAAAAAAAAGAAAAAAAGAUUGACGAGAUUACAAGAUUUUACAAAUGCAGUCGUUUGAAUGAGUGACUUAUUUGUACAAAGGUUAUAUAUCCUUGGAGGACAGUAAUACUGUAAAACCUUGAAACAGUCCUCUGUGUUUUGACUUGAAUCUCAAUUGAACCACCUCGGUGUAAAAACAAGCUGCCCUGGCAAUGGAAAAGACAAGGGCUCAAAAUCAGACAUCAGUUUCGCAGCGGUGUUUCCUCCCCUCACCCCUUCUCCGCUGUUGCCCUCAAACUUGACAACAUCUCUGUGGUGUACGACACAGCCCUUCUCAAACAAAGCACAAAGACCUGCUUUUAUACUGUUACUCCACUGUGAAGGACCCUCGGCUCCACCCUCGAAAUCCUCAAACCCGCACGCGGAGGGAUGGCACGGUCUUUCCAUUUUCGGGCCUUGAGGGGAAACCAGGAAUCAAGGAGGCUUUGUUGAAUAUCUAUCCUUGGUAGCAACUUCUGCUGCUUGUUCAAUUUUUGGCUGACUUUCCGCUCUUCACUUUCGAUCACAAGUGGAGGUGUUCGCCAGCCACUAUGCCUUGAAACAGGUCCGUUUCAAACACACGUUUUUGCGGUUGGGAGUUCCAUCGAUUUUUUUGAUUUUUUUCAGUAUUUUAUCUAUCUGUCCUUAUAUAUAUCUGCACAUUAUAAAUACAGGGGCCUCAGCUAAAGAUAGCAGCUGGGUGUACAGUUGUAAAAACAUGAUCCAUGCACUCACAAACACACCAGACGACGACAUGAACCCCUUCCCCUCCUUGCUGGAGUGCAAAAACCCCACACGGGCAAGCCGGACGGACAAGUCAACUCCGAGUACCUCAGUUUCUAGCAGCAGUGUCUCCAACCCCCCCGACCCAGGCCUCUGUCCUCAGGGGAUUCUCUAGUACCACACGACAGGCGGCCGCUGACAAUACAGGACCAGAGCUGCCCCCCCCCAGGAACGCUCUCCAUAUUUCUCUGAAUGAAAGGGGCAAUGCCCGUCGUUCCUCCAGUAGCCAUUUCUCAGAGACUGGAGAGCAGCAGGGUCGAAGGUGGUGAAGGAGUUGGCUUGGUAGCUCAAUUGUAGCCAAUGUGUGUGUGUGUGUGUGUGUGUAAUGUGUGUUGUGCAUCUGCAACAAAGUGGAGCAGGAGGGAUGUCGUAGCAGCAGAUUUGAGUUUGAGUUUGACAUUUCACAGAGGGCAGAGCUGCUCUGGAGGAAAAACGUAUUCACUGGACCAUCUCGUUUUCCCUGAUAGGAAGCAGGAGAUCUUUUUCUAUUCAUCUAAUGUAUUAUUAUUACUCCCCGCAGGCCUGUAGAUGCUUUUUGUCCAUGAAUAAUCAGUCAACCCACGUUUCAGCAGUGGAAGGCUUUUGACUUACUCACAGCAAAAGGAAAUGUGGGGUUAGCUGGAAAGUGUAUUUCUACCCACCUAUUCUUAUAUGCAUUUUUAAUUUGUGUAUGAGUAAACUGUGGAAAAGGAUGGACAUUCAAAGUAAAAAUAUUGUUAAAAGGUUUUUUUUUAUACAUGAUAAAUAAAAAUAAAUAGUGCAAUGGAAACAGACUAAGCGAAUAUGUGACUGUCUCUCGAACUUCUGCUCUAGCAGAAAGGAAAUCAGAAAUCAGAAGUGUGGACCGAAUAGCAGACUGUAACAUUCCUCAGAUGAAUACAUAAAAGCCAUAUUUGGCAUCGUAUUUUCUGCAUUGUAUUCCGCCAUUUUAGUUUAGUUCUGCAGUCUUCUUUAUGGAUUGAUUUAAUGGCACCCAAACAGAGAACUGUUCAUUUUUAUGCACUCAACCCAAAAAUGGUAGGGAAUGGAAAUGUGUGUUAAAAAAAUCUUUUCUUUUGCUGAUUUCCUGGAAAUUUGAUCACACAUUAGCUCUAGAUUGAAAAGUAUUGCUAUGCUGAUAUCAACAAGAUAAAAUAACACUGGAUAGGGAUAACUUCCUGUGAAUCCCCCGUGUAGAGACAUCCUAACAGGAUGUAAAUGCUGAAAAGAACGGCGUCUUCAAGGUCGGACUUCAUGAAAAUCGUAAAUAACUUUUAACACUCAUUUGUACUUUUGCCUAACUUCCUUUAGACGUAUUUGAGGUUCUCCUCUCAGAGGUUUGUCUCUCCGUCUGCCUCCAGAGCAGCUCGCAGCCCAGAAGAAGUUCAACUGAAACUCCAAUGUGCCUUCAGCCCUGAGGUGUAACUGCGUUCGUACUGUGUGUGUGUGUCUGUGUGCGUGUACUUACACUGUAAUGUUGCUCUAGAGUACACACACAGGUAACCAUGUGGGCCAGAGACAAUUGAGCAAUUACUGUGUAAUUAAGGAAAAACAAACACCCUGCCACCCUCGUGUUUACAAAACUGUAAAUACAUGUUUCCAAUGGACAUUGCUCUUCUCAAUAUUACAUAUAUUGUUAUUACAAAAUGAUUAUUAUUAUUACUAUGAUUAUUGUCAUUAAAGGAUUCAUUAUUGCCAUCACUCUCUUUAUUAUAUAAAUGCUGUUGUCAAUUAUAUCUAUGGGUAUACAUUGUUCUGUAUUCAAGAGGCGGAGCUCGUGUUCACUGACGAAAAAGAACUACAGUAGUUUAAUCUGUGAUGAUUAGUCUUAAAUCACUGCUGCUAAGGAGAUGGGAGUAGAAGGGAAAAAAGCAAACUGACACUAACUCUGGGAAGACAUUUUUUUCCUCUGGGAUCAAUGAUGGACAGAUCACCAAAAGAGGAAAGUAAGAACAGGAUGGACUGAGAGGAAGAUCCAAACAUUAGAAAUACUCUCGUGCUUCGAUUCCACUCUGAACUCGUAGUUCUGCCAGGAGGUAAAAAAAACCUGGACAUCACACUGAUCACAGACUGUCCACUCUCUGUAUUCUACUCUGCACAGCAAUGUAGCAAAAACUAAAUAGCCCCUCGUUCUCUACUCUGUCCGCCUCCUUCAUCUCUCUCUUGUGUUCCUCACUGAACACCAUGAUUUUUGAUCAGACGGGUUAGAUAUGGCGAGCUUUUCUGUCUUUAAGCUCAGCUUUAUCCUUGAGUUCUCUUGUUUUAUACGCAUUUGAUUCAGUGCCAAGACAGCAUACUGUACAUACAAACAUUAGACGCGUUUGUUCUUUCCUCCUAUAAAAGGAAUUGACUGGAGCACAUAGCAAUAGCGACGCCGUGAGAUAUGAACUUUUUGUUUCGUAGUUGCCACCGGUGGAGACACGAGAUGCAUGAGAACACCACGGUGACCGAGAGAUGCAGUGUGAGUUUGUGAUGGACGGCGGAGGGUGCUGCACAGUGAUGUGUAAAUCAUGACUCUGGUGUGUUGUGCUUCGCAUUUUGUACAUACAAAUUCAUUUAUUGAUCUGGUAUGUUUUAUGGAUCCAGAUGUCGCAGGAGCACGUCUGAGAGCGCUAAAGCCCAGAGAGAUGGCACACUGUGACGUGGUUUACCCCAACACAGAAUGUAACACUGUCAACGUUGUCAAAACAUUUUUUUAAUGGCUAAUAUUAUUACUAUUAAUAUGAUUAUUAUAAAGCUAUUUUAGCGAGUUAAA